CGUGAGGCGCCGCCGGAGGCGCGGGGCUUGCCGGGGAUCGUGGUCGGCGAGCGCGUCCGAGCCCACUAGCCGAGCCCGCCCGGGACUACAUUUCCCACAAUCACCGCCAGGAUGCCCAUUGGUGGGGGAAGCCAUGGGAACCAGAGGCCGUCAGUGGUAGAGGCGGGCGGCGCUCACGCCUGGCCUGAGGGGGACGAGACUGAGGCGGUGGCGGAACGGGGCUGCUGGCCCCGCCCUGAGUCCCUACCCUUUGGAGGACUGCGCUUCUCCUUCGGAGGGAGUGUUCGCCGCCGCCGCCGCCGCCGCGGCCGCCACUUGGAGUUUCUUCAGACUCCAGAUUUCCCUGUCAACCACGAGGAGUCCAGAGAGGAAACGCGGAGCGGAGACAGCAGUAUCCCACGCCUCUUGCAGCCCGGAUCACCCCAGCAGGGAUGGGCGACAAGACCUGGCUGCCCUUCCCCGUGCUCCUUCUGGCCGCUCUGCCUCCGGUGCUGCUGCCUGGGGCGGCCGGCUUCACACCUUCCCUCGACAGCGACUUCACCUUUACCCUUCCCGCCGGCCAGAAGGAGUGCUUCUAUCAGCCCAUGCCCCUGAAGGCCUCGCUGGAGAUCGAGUACCAACCACUACACGCUCCGAUACUGAGAAUUUCACAAUGCGGAACUGAUACACGUUCUCCUUCAUCAUUGGACGAGGUUUUAGAUGGAGCAGGAUUAGAUAUUGAUUUCCAUCUUGCCUCUCCAGAAGGCAAAACCUUAGUUUUUGAACAAAGAAAAUCAGAUGGAGUUCACACUGUAGAGACUGAAGUUGGUGAUUACAUGUUCUGCUUUGACAAUACAUUCAGCACCAUUUCUGAGAAGGUGAUUUUCUUUGAAUUAAUCCUGGAUAAUAUGGGAGAACAGGCACAAGAACAAGAAGAUUGGAAGAAAUAUAUUACUGGCACAGAUAUGUUGGAUAUGAAACUGGAAGACAUCCUGGAAUCCAUCAACAGCAUCAAGUCCAGACUAAGCAAAAGUGGGCACAUACAAACCCUGCUUAGAGCAUUUGAAGCUCGUGAUCGAAACAUACAAGAAAGCAACUUUGAUAGAGUCAAUUUCUGGUCUAUGGUUAAUUUAGUGGUCAUGGUGGUGGUGUCAGCCAUUCAAGUUUAUAUGCUGAAGAGUCUAUUUGAAGAUAAGAGGAAAAGUAGAACUUAAAACUCCAAACUAGAGUACUUAACAUUGAAAAAUGAGGCAUAAGAAUGCAAUAAACUGUUACAGUCAAGACCAUUAAUGGUCUUCUCCAAAAUAUUUUGAGAUAUAAGUGUGAAACAGGUAUAAUUUUAAUGUGAAAAUUAAGCCUUCACUUUCUGUGCAAGUAAUCCUGCUGAUCCAGUUGUACUUAAGUGUGUAACAGGAAUAUUUUGCAGAAUAUAGGUUUAACUGAAUGAAGCCAUAUUAAUAACUGCAUUUUCCUAACUUUGAAAAAUUUUGCAAAUGUCUUAGGUGACUUAAAUAAAUGAGUAUUGGGCCUAAUUGCAACACCAGUCUGUUUUUAACAGGUUCUCUUACCCAGAACUUUUUUUGUAAAUGUGGCAGUUACAAAUUAACUGUGGAAGUUUUCAGUUUUAAGUUAUAAAUCACCUGAGAAUUACCUAAUUAUGGAUAGAAUAAAUCUUUAGACUACAAAAGCCCAACUUUUCUCUAUUUACAUAUGCAUCUCUCCUACAAUGUAAAUAGAAUGAUAGCUUUGAAAUACAAUUAGGCUUUUGAGAUUUUUAUAACCAAAUAUAUUUCAGUGUAAUAUAUUAGCAGAAAGUAUUAGUCUUUGUACUUAGCUUACGUUCCCAAAAGCUGACAUUUUCACGAUUCUUAAAAACACAAAGUUAUAUUUAUUAAAAUUAGGACAUGUUUUCUCUUUGAAAUGAAGAAUAUAGUUUAAAAGCUUCCUCCUCCAUAGGGACACAUUCUCUCUAACCCUUAACUAAAGAGCAGGAUUUAAAAAUUAAAUGUGAGGUAAAGUAAGUUUAUUUUUAAUAUUAUCUGUCAACAGUUAAUAUCUGUCAACAAUUAAUAAUCAUGUUAUGUUAAUUUUAACAUUGCUGACUUGGGUAAUUCAUUAUUACCAGCAGUUGUGAAGGAAAUAUUGCUAAAAUGAUCUGGGCCUACCAUAAAUAAAUAGCUCCUUUUCUGAGUUCUAAGAAUUAUCAGAGACAAGAAAGAAUUUAGAAAAACUUGAGGACACCGAAUCCAAAAUAAAAUUCACUUAAGUAGAACUAUAAAUAAAUAUCUAGAAUCUGAUUGGCUCAUCAUGACAUCCUACUCAUAAAUCAAAGGAGAUUAAUUUCCAGUUAACUGGAAGAAAUUAUUUGGCUGUAGGUUUUUAUUUUCAACAAGAAUUCUGGUUUGAAUUAUUGUUUGUAAGCAGGUACAUUUUAUAAAAUGUAAGCCCUACUGUAAGAUUUAGCACUGGGUGUACAUAUUUAUUAAAAAUUUUUAUUGUAACUUUUAUAAAAUGGCCUUUCUGAACACUUUAUUUAUUGACGUUGAAGUAAGGAUUGGAAACAUAGACUCCCAAGUUUUAAACACCUAAAUGUGAAUAAUCCGUAUAUACAAUAAAGUCUCUGCCAUCUAGUUUUUUGAAGUCUAUGGGGAUCUUACUCAAGUACUAAUAAUUUAACUUCAUCAUGAAUGAACUAUAAUUUUUAAGUUAUGCCCACUUAUAACAUUGUUUAUGACUACAUUGUGAGUUAGAAACAAUCAAACAAAAUUUGGGGUAUAGAACCCCUCAACAGGUUAGUAAUGCUGGAAUUGUUGAUAAGCAAUAAUGAUAACCAGAGACAGUGAUUUCAUUUGCACUCAUAGUAGUAUAAAAGGAGAUACAUUUCCCUCCUUAGGCCCCUAGGAGAAGAGCAGCUUAGAUUUCCCUACAUGCAAGCUUUUUAAAAAUGAGGUAAAUGCCAUAUAUGAUCGAUUACCUUAAUUGGUCAAGAAAAUGCUUCAAGUGUCUAGGGGUAUCCUCUGCAACACCUGCAGAACAAAGGUCAAUAAGAUCCUUGCCUAUGAAUAGCCCUGCCUUUUGCCCUUUCUGUUAAAUUUGUAAUGAGAAGCAAAUUUACAGUACCAUAACUAAUGAAGCAGGAUACAUAUAUAAACUACUGCAUCUUUUCUAUAAAACUGUGAUUAAGAAUUCUACCUCUCCUGUAUGGCUGUUACUGUACUGUACUCUCUGACUCCUUACCUAACAAUGAAUUUGUUACAUAAUCUUCUACAUAUAUGAUUUGUGCCACUGAUCUCAAACCUAUGAUUCAGUAACUUCUUACUAUAUAAAAAUGAUAAUGGCUUUAUUUGGAAAAGAAUUUAGGAAUAUUUAGGACAAUUACUUUUACAGACAAAGUAAAAAGACUGAGAUAUUUAAGAGGCAUAACCAAAAAAGCAAAAUUUGUAAACAGAGUAAAAAUCUUUAAUAUUUCUAAAGACAUACUGUUUAUCUGCUUCAUAUGCUUUUUUAAAUUUCACUAUUCCAUUUCUAAAUUAAAGUUAUGCUAAAUUGAGUAAGCUGUUUAUCACCUAACCGCUCAUUUUGUCUUUUUCAAUAUACAAAUUUUUAGAAUACUACAAUAUUUAACUAAGGCCCAACCAAUUUCCAUAGUGUAAGCAGUUACCAUGUUCACCUCACACUAAGGCCUAGAGUUUGCUCUGAUAUGCAUUUGGAUGAUUAAUGUUGUGCUGUUCUUUCAUGUGAAUGUCAAGACAUGGAGGGUGUUUGUAAUUUUAUGGUAAAAUUAAUCCUUCUUAAACAUAAUGGUGUCUUAAAAUUGACAAAAAGUGAGCACUUACAAUUGUAUGUCUCCUCAAAUGAAAAUUCUUUAUCUGAAAUUUUAAAAGAAAUUGAUUCAGCAUGUAAGGAUUUUUCAUCUGAAGUAUAAUAAUGCACAAUCAGUGUUGCUCAAACUGCUUUAUACUUGUAAACAGCCAUCUUAAAUAAGCAAUGUAUUGUGAGUACUAAUCUGUAUAUAAUAAAAAUUAUCAAAGAAAAUGACCAGUCAUUUGUAAAUGCUGUCUACUCCUGAAAGCCUUCCUUCAUCUCAGUCUUAGUUAAUAAUGUGCUCUCUCCUCCUGUUUUGAAACCUCAUAGCUCUCUACACCUCUUAUUGUACAUCACUCUACUUUGCAUUGGAGUUCUGUUUCUGUAUGUACUUAUUCACCUGCCUAAACAUGCAUUGUUCCUAAAAGGUACAAUUUUUGCUCCAACUAUAUGAAAGGAAAGAUAAUCAGUUUUUAAAGUCUGGACCCAGGGAACUUACCCUGCUAAAUAAGCACCCAGGGAACUUACCCUGCUCCUCUACCUCACCCCAGAAAUUGAUUAUUUAGGUCUGGAAUAUGGCUCAGGAUUCUUAAUUUUUAACCAACACAAUAUAGAAUCCUGUCAGUUAUCCUUGGGUCAUCUGCUUAGUGAUCUUGUAAAAUCAAAACUCCUUUGAGGCUAUUUCAUUUUCAGAAAUAUUUUAAGUAACAUCUUAAAACUUGUUAAAAUAGCAUAUAGGAAAGUACAAUGCUUGGUGUAGGUAGGUUAUUAUUUGGUCAUUUCCCUCAAACCAUCCAGACAAGCCACUCUUCUACCACAAGCUGGUAGAAAUCCUUAGGCACCUUUCUGCUUCUGCACUGCUAUCACUUUCAGGUGUCUAAGGCUUCUGGAAGGCUGCUGUCAUAACCUGGAGCCAUACACCUAAUGUAUGUCUAGGGAAAGGACACCGAUUAAAGAAUCUGGAGCUAGGAUGAUGUUACAUAAGAGAGGGCACAUGGAGAUGGACUCUGGAUCCCUGCAUCUGAAAAAAAAGGCAAGAAAAUGCAGUGCAGGGAAAAUCCUGGAGGUCUUCACUGACCAUGAAUUAAAAUCCUAAUUGACAGUUUUACAAAAACCUUCCUGUUUUAGUACUUGUUUUUGUUUCUGUUUUAACAAGCUUAGAUUUAUUAUUGUGCCUUUUAUAGAAUAUGAGGAAGAAAUAGGAAAGCAGUAAAAUGAACAAUGAGAAUCUGUUAUCCAAACUGAUAUAAACUCCCUCAGAAAGAAAGAUACUACUCCCCAAUCCUGGAAGUGUUAAGUGGCAAUAAUGAUCACAUGUUGUAAAGGAGAUUGUUAACUACGGCUAGUAUCAAAUGGGAAGCUGGAGUAAAUCUAACCUUUCUUCCCUUGAUUUCAAUUCUAAAAGGACAAGUAAUACCAUUGCAGAAAGAAAAGACAGUUCCAAAUGAUAAAUUUUAGAGUUGUUUUGCUAGGAUGCAAGAGAAAUUGGAUAAGUGGACCACUCAUACGUUGCUGGUGAGGUAUGAAAUAGUACAGCCACUGUGGAAAAUAUUCUUGGCAGUUUCUUAUAAAACUAAACAUGCAUUUAACAUAUAACCUGGCAUUUGUACUACUUGACAGUUAUCCCUGAGAAGUUAAAACUUAACAUUCACAAAUGUUACAUAGUACCUUCAUUUACAAUAGCCAAACCCAGAAACAACCUGGAUGUCCUUCAAAAAGAGAAUGAAUGGUUUAGUAUGUCCACACCAUAGAAUACUAAAGAGUAAUAUGAAGGAACAAACUACUGAUACAUGUAACAAAUUGGAUGGACCUCAAGGGAAUUAUGCUUGGGUGGUUUGGGGGGACAAUCCUAGUUUUACACACUGUAUGAUUCUGUUUUUGUAACAUUCUUAAAUAAUAAAGCAAUAGAGAUGGGAAA
Molecule: messenger RNA, 5701 nt
Organism: Cercocebus atys (sooty mangabey)
Lineage: Eukaryota; Metazoa; Chordata; Mammalia; Primates; Cercopithecidae
Gene: TMED5
Product: transmembrane emp24 protein transport domain containing 5
Exons: 5
Coding region: 432-1193 (253 amino acids)
Biological process (GO): intracellular protein transport; Golgi organization; endoplasmic reticulum to Golgi vesicle-mediated transport
Cellular component (GO): endoplasmic reticulum; endoplasmic reticulum-Golgi intermediate compartment; COPII-coated ER to Golgi transport vesicle
Source: RefSeq, a predicted model, not a curated record